AUGACAUCACCAAUACACCAAACAAAAUCAAACAAAGUCCAAGAAUUCAAGCCCCGGUAUCCUAUUCCCGAAAUACAUAGCGUAUUGCCGUUCAAUGAAAAUCCUUUACAUUUGGUCGACCCGAUGGACAGCCAGUUUAAGGACUGGUGUUUCGAAACGAGUCUAUUCUCAAGGGAUAAAUUCAGACGUAUAGCCGAUUCCACAUAUUAUGCGGCAUAUUUCUACUCGUUUUGCACCGAUAGGAACAGAUACGAGACAUUGACAAAGUCUAUGAUAAAUAUAUUCAUUCUGGACGACCACAUGGAGACAACAUGGGGUGACAUUAACCGUAAGGAGGUUAAAGCUAAAGAAAUUUACGGUCAGUUGCAUGAGGUAUGCGACAAAUUAUCUGACCCUGGUAAUAGAUCCAUUCGCAUGCAUGUCUGGAAACCCUAUACGUUAGGCUUCUAUGCUAUCUAUGAAGACGUGUUGUCUGUCUAUAAUGACUGCCAACGGAAACGGUGUUUAGGAUUCAUGAAGGAGUGGACGGACGGUAUGAUCGAUGAGUGCGUAGACCUGGAGGCAAACAAACGCAUCGAAAACUUGACGCAAUACAUGGAAGUGAGGGGCCGAUCGACUGCCGUACUAUUCUUCGUACAACUCAUAGAAUACGCGGACAACCUAUUCGUACCGCAAGCGGAAUGGGAUCACCCAAAGUUUCAACGGUUACUUGAGCUGGCUACAUAUUUAGUUGCAUUGUCCAAUGAAGUCUAUUCGUUCGAAAAGGAGGUUAAGGAACGGGACUGGAAUAUGGAUGAGGUCUACAAUAUGGUUGCAUUUUAUGUGCGCUUUAAGGGGAUGACAGUGGCGGAGGCGAUGGACAGUCUGGUGACUGACUACCUGAAAAUGGAGGCGGAAAUCGUUGCCCUAAAGGAGGAGGUGCUCAUUGAGGACUGGCUCAGCCCUGACACCCGGGUCUUUGUGGAGCGUAUCAUAUUGGAGGACAAUCCUCCCAAAAGAGGAUGUUUGGCAGCCCUAAGUCUAUGCGUACUAUACGCCGAUACGUAUUAUACGAGCAAAAAACAUAAUUUCUCGAUAAUUACUGACUGCGGAUUAUACGUCGCAUACGUACUAUACCCGCAUAUUCAGGUUAUUCGUAAUAGUAAAUAUUAA
This is a messenger RNA of Oppiella nova, 1152 nucleotides long. NCBI's taxonomy places the organism in Eukaryota, Metazoa, Arthropoda, Arachnida, Sarcoptiformes, Oppiidae. The record is from the annotation of a GenBank genome assembly.